CUGCCGCACUCGUUAGCAGAAGAAGCUAGCUAGCUACUGUAAACAAAGCUGAGCCGUCAGUGUGUUAAACUACUGAACAACUGUUCAAUGUGGGCGAAGAUAUGAUCAGAAACUCUUCUUCAUAGCGGCAAAUGUUUCUCCAGACUCCGGGAGCUGCAGUUCGGUUCAGUCCGGCCCCGGAUCUGCCAUGACCCGGCCUGCUGUCUGACGAGAAGAUAAUGGCUGCAGAGCUGUUUCCCACCAAGAAGCUGGUCCCGUCCGCCUCAGCGAGCAGCAGCAGCACGUCCAUCCAGCAGUACCAGCAGCAGAACCUGACCAACAACAACACCAGCACCGCGCAGGGCUGCUGCAACUGGCAGGGCCUGUUCCCGACCAUCCGAGAGAGGAAUUCAGUCAUGUUCAACAAUGAGAUGAUGGCAGAUGUUCACUUCGUGGUCGGGCCGCCUGGCGGGACGCAGCGAGUGCCAGGACACAAGUACGUCCUGGCUGUUGGCAGCUCGGUGUUCCACGCCAUGUUUUAUGGAGAACUAGCUGAGGAUCAGGACGAGAUCAGGAUCCCUGAUGUGGAGCCUCCUUCGUUUCUGGCUAUGUUGAAGUAUAUCUACUGUGAUGAGAUCGACCUGUGUGCCGACACAGUGCUCGCCACGCUCUACGCUGCCAAAAAGUACAUCGUGCCUCACUUGGCCCGGGCCUGCGUCAACUUCCUGGAGACCAGCCUGAGUGCCAAGAACGCCUGCGUGCUGCUGUCUCAGAGCUGCCUGUUCGAGGAGCCCGACCUGACGCAGCGCUGCUGGGAGGUGAUCGAUGCUCAGGCCGAGCUCGCUCUGCGCUCUGAAGGCUUCUGCGACAUCGACACCCAGACGCUGGAGAGCAUCCUGCGGCGGGAGACGCUCAACGCCAAAGAGAUGGUGGUGUUCGAGGCGGCGCUGAACUGGGCUGAGGCUGAGUGUCAACGACAAGACCUGACGCCGACCAUCGAAAACAAGCGUCUGAUGCUGGGAAAGGCCAUCUACCUGAUCCGCAUCCCCACCAUGGCACUAGAGGACUUUGCCAACGGGGCGGCGCAGUCUGGUGUGCUCACACUGAACGAGACUAAUGACAUCUUCCUGUGGUACACCGCCGCCAACAAGCCUGAGCUCUUGUUCUGUACCAAACCUCGUAAAGGCCUGUCGCCGCAGCGCUGCCACCGCUUCCAGUCCUGCGCUUACAGGAGCAACCAGUGGCGGUACCGAGGUCGCUGUGACAGCAUUCAGUUUGCUGUGGACAGACGAGUCUUCAUCGCUGGCUUCGGCCUGUACGGCUCCAGCUGCGGUUCGGCAGAGUACAGCGCCAAGAUCGAGCUGAAGCGCCAGGGUGUGCCAAUGGCUCAGAGGAUCAUCAAGUACUUCUCAGAUGGCUCCAGCAGCACCUUCCCCGUGUGGUUCGACUACCCCGUGCAGAUCGAGCCAGACACCUUCUACACCGCCAGCGUGGUGCUGGAUGGCAACGAGCUCAGCUACUUUGGCCAGGAGGGCAUGACAGAGGUGCAGUGUGGGAAAGUGACCUUCCAGUUCCAGUGCUCCUCGGACAGCACCAACGGCACCGGAGUGCAGGGGGGCCAGAUCCCUGAACUGAUCUUUUACGCCUGAGCCAGACCGGAGGGAGGAUGCCACAGAGAUUCCCGCUUCACUGCCAUGUAGACUUUUACUCUGAAAGUGUGGAGACGAGUUCUCAGGAAGCUGUUUUAGGAGGGAGGGACUCCUGGACGUGCUGUUGAGCCUUUGAGAGACAGAUGAAGUGACAACUGAAGAAGACUGAAUCCUUACAUUCCUUCACACCUCUGUUGUUGUUUGGUUUCACAGCAGCUGUUGUUGAGUUUCAGGUUCUGUGUGUUGAUGGUAGAUCAAGAGUUAAAUUCCUUUCAAAAUAAACCUUUAACAUCUCUGUGGAGACGAGCAUAUUGGAACAUUAGGUGAUACUGUAAUAUAGAAUAGAAGUAUCUGAUAUUAAGUUAUAUGUAUAUCAUCUAUGCAUAUAUUCCAGUUCAGCCACAGUGCAGCCCUGAGCCUUGACUUACAACAUUGUCCAUAAAGUCUUAACGCACCCACAGAUGUUAAAGGGAGUGUUGCCAUGUAACAACAGUGUAGUCAGAUCUCAGACAGUGAACCACACAGAGAGCAGCCAUGACAUGUCUCUGAAUAAUUACAAACACAUUUUUAUAAUCACUUUUAUUCUAAUAUUAAUCUCUUUUAUUGUUUUUUUUUACCAUUAAGAGUUGAGAAGCCAACAGCCAGCAGUCCAAAACCUAAACAUUCAAAUUACUGACUUCAGUGUUUAAUUAACUGAUCAUGUGAGCAACAAAGAUAAAGUGGACGAGGCAGUUUCAGAGCACAUUUUAUUACAACUAAACUCACCAACAGUACCAAAAUACACAGUAGUUAAUUGAUUAAUGGCAUUACUUAAUCAAAUUAAUUAAAUUCAACACACAAUUAACACCUGACUGUUUCCAUGUUCUGCCAUUGACUUCAGGAGACACUCGGAUGUUUCACGCUGCACAAUGUGAUGCUGACUCAGCUGAAUUCGCCACUUUGUCACGUUCACACUUUGGUUUAAUUUCGAAGAUUUUAAAACAUUCCUGCAUUUAGUGAAGGAUUUAAUGAAGCACUACUUUCAUUCUGUAACAUGUGCAGGUGUUUUAUAUUUGUAACUUGACAAAUCACACUCCUGUCUCUUAUCGCAUUUUUUAUACACUAUUUCAGACAUACUGUAACCUUCCGAAGGUGCUAUGUGCUGUUUCUGCCUCCUGGAGUUCUCUGUUGAAAUGUGGCAAUUUAAAGCAGCUUUUUGACCAGAAACCACCUGAAGUUCUACCUGUCCAAUCUGCAGUGUAACAGAUUAGCUGAAAGAGUUGUAACUGCAGAUGUAGACCUGUGUGUGUUGUAUUUACAGGACAGUGUUCCUCCAACAUCACUCUAACAGAUAAAAGUCUCGACAUCAUGUUUGUACCAAAUCCUGAUUUAUUGUUCCGUUGAUGUUGCAGUGGGUAAAUAUAUCAGUAAUUGUGUCCUGACGCACUUAUUCAUCUACUCUUUGUAAAUGGAGGUAAAAUGGUUUUAUAUGAAUCCCUAUUGAAGAAACAUAUUUUUGGAUGUCUUUGUUUCCAGUUAUGUGAUUCCAACCACAGUGAGUUGGUGGCCUUAUGAAUGUGUUGCUGUGACUAAUUUGGAAAUUAAAGGUUUGGUCAGUUUG
This is a messenger RNA of Acanthopagrus latus (yellowfin seabream), 3228 nucleotides long. RefSeq names its product BTB/POZ domain-containing protein 3-like. Lineage: Eukaryota; Metazoa; Chordata; Actinopteri; Spariformes; Sparidae. The transcript is spliced from 5 exons. Gene Ontology annotation, cellular component: cytosol. The record is from RefSeq and is a predicted model, not a curated record. Bases 219 to 1628 code for a protein of 469 amino acids. Gene Ontology annotation, biological process: dendrite morphogenesis; cerebral cortex development; neurogenesis. Gene Ontology annotation, molecular function: protein binding.